This is a messenger RNA of Diospyros lotus (date-plum), 2288 nucleotides long. RefSeq names its product serine/threonine protein phosphatase 2A 57 kDa regulatory subunit B' beta isoform-like. Gene Ontology annotation, cellular component: protein phosphatase type 2A complex. Bases 381 to 1853 code for a protein of 490 amino acids. Gene Ontology annotation, molecular function: protein phosphatase regulator activity. NCBI's taxonomy places the organism in Eukaryota, Viridiplantae, Streptophyta, Magnoliopsida, Ericales, Ebenaceae. The transcript has 2 exons. The record is from RefSeq and is a predicted model, not a curated record. Gene Ontology annotation, biological process: signal transduction.
CCCGUUUGUCAUUCAUUAGUCAGUGCCAAGUGCCAAAUCCUCCGCAUAUGGUUUUGGUCUCUCCUCUGCGUUUUCGGAUCUCAAGGUCUUCACCUCUCCUCCCACUUCUCAGCAAAUUCGUCUCUUCCUAAUCUUCCCCUGUUUGUUUGUUUGUUUCCCGAGAAAACUCUCUCUCGGCCUACUUUUUUUUUUUUUUUGUUAUUCCUCUCUAUCUGGGUAAUAUACUUUGUACAUUUGACGCUCAGUAUAUCUAGGGUUUGAAUUGGUUGAUCAACAGUCGCCCCGAUGGGAUGGUCCUCUUCUGUAGGAGCGGAAACCUAGUUUCUCAUAGAUAAGAUAAAAAGCCCAGGGCUAGGACUCUGUCAGCAUUUUGAAUCAUCAUGUUUAACAAAAUCAUCAAAAGAGGCCAGAGAAAGACCUCCAAAUUGGAAGCUAUUGAGCCUCCCGCUUCAAACGCGCCGCUUCCUAGUGUCAUCGUCAACCAUGCCUCGCGCGGCGCCGUUGCGCCGCCGUCAGCGGCGGUCAAUUCCCAGACUGUGGUUGUGGCCGCGCCGCCCAAUUCCGGUGCCGUCGAGGUCCUGCCCCUGUUGAAGGACGUGCCCAUGUCAGACCGCCAUGUCUUGUUUCUCAAGAAGCUUCAAAUCUGCUGGGUUUCCUUCGACUUCUCGGACACGUUGAAGUCGGCUAGGGAGAAGGAGAUCAAGAGGCAGACGCUUCUGGAGCUUGUUGAUUUGAUUCAGUCAGGGUCGUGUAAAUUGAACGAAACCCUGCAGGAAGAGUUAGUCCGGAUGAUUUCAGCCAACAUUUUUCGGUGUUUACCCCCGGCUUCCCAUGAAAAUAGCGCCACUGAAACGGUUGAUCCAGAUGAGGAUGACGUGUAUUUGGAUCCCUCUUGGAUUCAUUUGCAACUCGUGUAUGAAUUGCUUCUGAGGUAUGUUGUGUCGCCUGAUAUGGACACUAAGGUCGCGAAACGGUAUAUUGAUCAUUCCUUUGUGUUGAAAUUGCUUGAUUUGUUUGAUUCGGAGGAUCCCCGAGAGCGGGAGUAUUUGAAAACUAUUCUGCAUCGCAUCUAUGGAAAAUUCAUGGUUCAUCGCCCGUUUAUCCGGAAAGCAAUAAAUCAUAUAUUUUACCGAUUUAUAUUUGAAACAGAGAGGCACAGUGGGAUUGCCGAGUUGUUGGAGAUUCUUGGGAGUAUAAUAAAUGGAUUUGCGCUACCGAUGAAAGAGGAGCAUAAGUUAUUCCUUGUUCGGGCGCUUCUACCACUCCACAAGCCUAAAUCUGUGUCUGUGUAUCACCAACAGUUGUCAUAUUGCAUCACCCAGUUUGUUGAGAAGGAUUAUAAGUUGGCAGAUACUGUUAUUAGGGGGUUAUUGAAGUAUUGGCCAGUCACUAAUUGUGGAAAGGAGGUUCUCUUUCUCGGAGAAUUAGAAGAAGUGUUGGAAAGUACUCAGCCCGCUGAAUUCCAGCGCUGUAUGGUUCCCCUUUUCAGACAGAUUGGACGUUGUCUGAACAGUUCUCAUUUCCAGGUAGCGGAACGAGCACUCUUCUUGUGGAACAACGAACAUAUAGUGGGGUUGAUUGCCCAGAACCGGCAAGUGAUUUUGCCAAUUCUCUUUGAACCACUGGAGAAAAAUAUACGGGGUCACUGGAACCAAGCUGUCCAUGGGCUGACUGCUAAUGUGCAAAGAAUGUUUACAGAGAUGGACAAUGAGUUGUUUGAAGAAUGUGAGAGGCAGUUUGCUGAUAGAGAAGCCCGAUCCAGGGAAAUGGAAGAGCAUCGAGAGUUGACGUGGAAGAGACUGGAAGCAGUUGCUGCAGAAGCUGGGGGGAAGGAUAUGGUUAUGGUUGGCUGAACAAAAAGGGUUGAGCCCCCAUUCUUCUUCUUAGCACAUAUCUAUCUGUUCAAAUCAGCAUUGAGGUAAGAUAUCAAAAUCGAUACAAAUACUUCAACAGAAGAACUUAGCUGCCAUUGGUUGCUCGAUGAGGAAUUAAUGCAAAUGAGCACUUGCUGCUCGGCCUGCCUGCCUUCCUCUUCAGCUGCUUUUAUUUUUACACGCCCACGCCCUAAAGGGGAAAACCUGUUUAAUUGGUUACUAUUCCUUUGCCUUUGCCUAGAUGGAAGCUUAGCCUUGAUCCUCAAAAUUUUGUCGCCUGGUGUUCGGGGUAGGCAGUGUUUGUAUGUUUCCUUCUUUUUUUCUUUUUUUUUGUUUUUUUUUUACUUGAUAACUGUAACUGUGGUGGUAGUAGCACUGGUGAUGAUAAAUCAAUGAUUUAUGAUGUUCCUAAUA